Messenger RNA from Cryphonectria parasitica EP155, 769 nucleotides. RefSeq names its product 60S ribosomal protein L23-like protein. Gene Ontology annotation, biological process: translation. The record is from RefSeq and is a predicted model, not a curated record. Bases 27 to 446 code for a protein of 139 amino acids. NCBI's taxonomy places the organism in Eukaryota, Fungi, Ascomycota, Sordariomycetes, Diaporthales, Cryphonectriaceae. Gene Ontology annotation, molecular function: large ribosomal subunit rRNA binding; structural constituent of ribosome. The transcript is spliced from 5 exons. Gene Ontology annotation, cellular component: ribosome; cytosolic large ribosomal subunit.
GAUCAAUCACCCCCCAAUAACUCAAAAUGGCCAAGAUCUCCCGUGGUGCCCCCGGUGGCAAGCUCAAGAUGACCCUGGGUCUCCCAGUUGGUGCCAUCAUGAACUGCGCAGACAACUCCGGCGCACGAAACCUCUACAUCAUCUCCGUUAAGGGUAUUGGUGCCCGCCUGAACAGACUGCCUGCUGGCGGUGUCGGUGACAUGGUUAUGGCCACCGUCAAGAAGGGCAAGCCCGAGCUCCGCAAGAAGGUCCACCCCGCCGUCAUCGUCCGCCAGUCCAAACCCUGGAAGCGCACCGACGGUGUCUUCCUGUACUUCGAGGACAACGCUGGUGUUAUCGUCAACCCCAAGGGUGAGAUGAAGGGCUCUGCCAUCACCGGCCCCGUCGGAAAGGAGGCUGCCGAGCUGUGGCCCCGUAUUGCCUCCAACUCCGGUGUUGUGAUGUAAGCGGGUUUUCUUGGCGAUGGAUGUCGACGACGGUGGGAAGGGAGUAGCAUGCUAGGACCAGCUGCGGAAGUCGAAAAAAACUUGGUCAAGGGGUCGCGCACAAUGAGAGAAAGACGACGACACCCUCCCCCAAGACGAAUCCGAGACCUCCACAACAGAGUCGAGGCUCGGCGACCAGCGGGCUUGAUGGCAUGAUCGGGAAAUUUUGAAAAAAGAUACGGUCAGGCUUUGCAUUUUACUUUUUUUCGGCUGGCGUGUAACGGAGGUUCAUACCAAUGGCAUGAGAUUUACGGACCAAAGAGAAAAGUCGUUGCUGCUGCUGC